This is a messenger RNA of Nanorana parkeri, 1428 nucleotides long. It is a transcript of the gene SLC25A4, whose product is annotated as solute carrier family 25 member 4. Gene Ontology annotation, cellular component: mitochondrial inner membrane. Gene Ontology annotation, molecular function: ATP:ADP antiporter activity. The record is from RefSeq and is a predicted model, not a curated record. NCBI's taxonomy places the organism in Eukaryota, Metazoa, Chordata, Amphibia, Anura, Dicroglossidae. The coding region runs from base 80 to 976 and encodes 298 amino acids. Gene Ontology annotation, biological process: mitochondrial ADP transmembrane transport; mitochondrial ATP transmembrane transport. The transcript has 4 exons.
CAGCAGGCAGGGAGCUGUGUAGGGGAAGGAUAUACUUACAUAGGAAAGAAGCAGGUGCUUCAUCUCAGACACUUCCAAGAUGGGUGACCAAGCUAUCAGCUUCCUCAAGGACUUUUUAGCUGGUGGUAUUGCUGCAGCUAUUUCCAAGACUGCUGUUGCUCCUAUUGAAAGAGUGAAACUUCUGCUGCAGGUUCAGCAUGCCAGCAAGCAGAUUGCAGUGGAUCAACAAUACAAGGGCAUCGUUGACUGCGUGGUCCGUAUCCCCAAAGAACAAGGUUUCAUUUCCUUCUGGAGAGGCAACCUUGCUAACGUCAUCCGUUAUUUCCCAACACAAGCUCUCAACUUUGCCUUCAAAGACAAGUACAAGCAGGUCUUCUUGGGGGGUGUAGACAAGCACACUCAGUUCUGGAGGUUCUUCCUUGGUAACUUGGCAUCUGGUGGAGCAGCUGGUGCUACCUCCCUGUGCUUUGUCUAUCCUCUGGAUUUUGCCAGAACCCGUCUGGCUGCUGAUGUUGGCAAAGGUUCAGCCCAGAGAGAAUUUAACGGCCUUGCAGACUGCCUUACCAGGAUCUUUAAGUCAGAUGGUUUUAAAGGUCUCUACCAGGGCUUCAAUGUGUCAGUCCAGGGUAUUAUCAUCUACAGAGCAGCUUACUUUGGUGUCUAUGAUACUGCUAAGGGUAUGAUGCCAGAUCCCAAGAAUGUGCACAUCAUGGUGAGCUGGAUGAUUGCUCAGAGUGUCACUGCUGUAGCCGGUCUGGUUUCCUAUCCUUUCGACACUGUCAGGCGUCGUAUGAUGAUGCAGUCUGGCAGGAAAGGGGCUGAUAUCAUGUACAAGGGAACAAUUGACUGCUGGAGGAAGAUUGCUAAAGAUGAAGGAUCUAAAGCCUUCUUUAAGGGUGCCUGGUCCAAUGUAUUGAGAGGCAUGGGCGGUGCUUUUGUACUCGUACUGUAUGAUGAAAUCAAGAAAUAUGCAUAAAUUAAUAAACCUGUUAAUUAAUCAUUUCUAAAUAUUUUUGUGAAGACACAGUGGAGCAUAAGGUUUCAGGGACAAAAAGCUGUUUCCUAGGGAAAUUGAAAAAAGAAGGGGAGCUAUGCAACAAGCAAGGAUAUAUAAAUAUAGAUUAACACUUUCUCAGCCUGUGACGUAUAUGUUCCAUCAGGCUACCUUACACAGAUACAUGACAUAGUACAGUGAGUUACAUUUAACUCAGAAAAGCUGUGUUACAGAAGAUUCUAGGAGAUAGACACCGUAAAGUGAUACAGUUAGGGGAAUGCCACUUGUCCGUUGCAUACAGCAUGUUGGUAAGUGCAUCCAUUGAAACCUGUGCGACAUGUGUAAAGAAGUGUUGCAAUGUACUUUAUAAAUAAGAGAAAUAAAAUAUGUGAAUAUCUAGCAAAAUCUAUCAUAGCUAUUACCUCCUAGUACAA